Messenger RNA from Apiotrichum porosum, 1197 nucleotides. RefSeq lists its product as uncharacterized. Lineage: Eukaryota; Fungi; Basidiomycota; Tremellomycetes; Trichosporonales; Trichosporonaceae. Gene Ontology annotation, molecular function: RNA binding. Gene Ontology annotation, cellular component: U2-type spliceosomal complex; U2 snRNP. Bases 1 to 1197 code for a protein of 398 amino acids. The record is from RefSeq and is a predicted model, not a curated record. The transcript is spliced from 5 exons.
AUGCCUGCCCCACCACCAGAAAUCGGAAAGUUUGACCAGGACCCGCGCGUGCACAUUGACAAGGCGACGGGCCAGUACCGGUAUGAAGACGAACACACGCACCACGAGUUUGAGUGGACGGGCCGGGCGUGGGUGCCAGUGCUCGACGAGAACCUGAUCAAGGCGCAACAAGCCGCGUACGCCGUGGCAGGCGUGGAUGAGAAUGUGCCCGCUGGCCCAGCACUCGCGCGCGAGGAGCGCCUGAAGAAACGCAAGGCCGAAGGCCCCGAGGGCAAGGCCGCGCCCAAGGCCAAGACAUCCGGCGCGUCCACGCCCGUGUCGGCGCCCAAGAAGACGGCCGUGUUCGUGAGCAACCUCCCGCCGAGCACGACGCCGCAGCUCCUGGCCAGCGUCUUCUCCAAAGCCGGUGUCCUCCUCGUCGACGACCGGGGCGAGCCGCGCGUCAAAAUGUACAAUGACGCAGAGGGCAAGUUCAAGGGCGAGGCGCUGGUCAUGUAUUUCAAAGAAGGCAGUGUCGACCUCGCGAUCACGCUCCUGGACGACACGGAGCUCGAGCUCGGCGGCGGAUUCGGCAACAUGCGCGUCCGUGUGGCCGAGUACGACAAGAGCAAGAAGACGGAGGGCGCAGAGGGUAAAGAGGGAAAGGGAGAGGGAGAGGGGGCUCCUGCUGCUGCUGGGGGUGCGGGAACUGGGGAGAAGACCGAGAAGAAGAAGCUGUCUGCCGAGGACAAGCGGCGGAUGACCAAGCGCAUGCGCACGCUAGAGAGCAAACUUGCGUGGAACUCUGGCUCGGACUCGGACACGCCCGGCCCGUCCGUCGCGCCCCAGCCGUCGCGCUUCAACCGCGUCGUCGUGCUCAAGGGCAUGUUCCUCCCCGAGGACCUGGCAAAGGAGCCCGAGCUCCUCCUCGAGCUCAAGGACGACGUGCGCGAGGAGGCCGAGUCGCUCGGCACCGUCACCAGCGUGGUCCUCUACGACAAAGAACAGGACGGAGUCAUCACCAUCAAGUUCAAGGAGCCCGCAGCGGCGCAGGCGUGCGUCUUGGCGUGGCAGGGACGGUACUUUGAUCGUCGCCGGAUCUCCGCGGGACUGUACACGGGCGAACGCUAUCGCAUGUCCAGGGGACAAGACGACGACUCGGACGCGGAGAAGGAGCGGUUGGAUAACUUUGCGGACUGGCUCGCGGGAGACGAGUGA